This is a messenger RNA of Mucor velutinosus, 1860 nucleotides long. RefSeq lists its product as uncharacterized. The record is from RefSeq and is a predicted model, not a curated record. Bases 1 to 1860 code for a protein of 619 amino acids. Gene Ontology annotation, molecular function: proton-transporting ATPase activity, rotational mechanism; ATP hydrolysis activity; ATP binding. The transcript has 9 exons. NCBI's taxonomy places the organism in Eukaryota, Fungi, Mucoromycota, Mucoromycetes, Mucorales, Mucoraceae. Gene Ontology annotation, biological process: proton transmembrane transport; ATP metabolic process. Gene Ontology annotation, cellular component: fungal-type vacuole membrane; proton-transporting V-type ATPase, V1 domain.
AUGGCUGGAGCACUUGAAAACGCACAAAGAGAUUUACCCAAGAUUAGAGACCAUGAACGCGAGUCAGAUUUCGGUUCCAUUUUCUCCGUAUCUGGUCCUGUCGUCAUCGCAGAGAACAUGCGUGGUUCUUCCAUGAACGAGUUGGUCCGUGUCGGUCAUGAAGAACUCGUUGGUGAAGUUAUCCGUAUCGAUGGUGACAAGACCACUAUUCAAGUUUACGAAGAAACCGGUGGUUUGACUGUCGGUGAUCCAGUCUUGAGAUCUGGUGAACCUUUGUCUGUUGAACUUGGUCCUGGUCUUAUGUCCAACAUCUAUGACGGUAUUCAGCGACCGCUCAAGGCUAUUCAAGAGGUCUCUCAAAGUAUUUAUAUUCCCCGUGGUAUUGCCACCCCUGCUUUGGAUAAGGCCUUUGGUUGGGACUUUGAGCCUGUUAACUUUCAGGUUGGCGAUCAUAUUACUGGUGGCGACAUCUAUGGUAAAGUCUUUGAGAACUCUCUUGUCACUAAUCACAGAAUCAUGUUGCCUCCCAAGUGUCGUGGUACCAUCACUUACAUUGCUCCCAAGGGUCAAUACACGCUUGAAGAUGUUGUUCUCGAAACUGAAUUUGAAGGUGAAACUACCAAGCACACCAUGAAACAACUCUGGCCUGUUCGUUCUCCUCGUCCUGUCGUCGAAAAAUUGAAUGCCAACCAUCCUUUGUUGACUGGUCAACGUGUAUUGGAUUCUCUCUUCCCUUGUGUUCAAGGUGGUACUACCGCUAUUCCUGGUGCUUUUGGUUGUGGUAAAACUGUCAUUUCUCAAUCUCUCUCCAAGUACUCCAACUCUGAUAUCAUUAUCUAUGUCGGUUGUGGUGAACGUGGUAAUGAAAUGGCUGAAGUAUUGAUGGAUUUCCCUGAGCUCUCCAUUGAUGUUGAAGGCCGUAAGGAAUCCAUCAUGAAGCGUACUACUUUGGUUGCCAACACUUCCAACAUGCCUGUCGCUGCCCGUGAAGCUUCCAUUUACACUGGUAUCACUCUCUCUGAAUACUUCCGUGAUAUGGGUAUGAACGUUGCCAUGAUGGCUGAUUCUACAUCUCGUUGGGCCGAAGCUCUUCGUGAAAUUUCUGGUCGUCUUGCUGAAAUGCCUGCCGAUUCCGGUUAUCCUGCUUACCUUGGUGCUCGUCUUGCCUCUUUCUACGAACGUGCUGGUAGAGCUACUUGUCUUGGUAACCCCACCCGUGAAGGUUCCGUUACCGUUGUUGGUGCUGUAUCCCCUCCAGGUGGUGAUUUCUCUGAUCCUGUCACUGCCUCCACUUUGAGUAUUGCUCAAGUCUUCUGGGGCCUCGAUAAGAAGCUUGCUCAACGUAAGCAUUUCCCCUCUGUCAACUGGAACUUGUCCUACUCCAAAUACAUGAAGGUGCUCGAGCCUUACUAUGAAAAGAACGAUCCCGAGUAUAUCCAUCUCCGUGAUAAGUGUAAGGAAAUUCUUCAAAUGGAGGAGAAUCUCUCUGAAAUUGUGCAGUUGGUCGGUAAGUCUGGUCUGAACGAAACUGACAAGAUCACCUUGGAAGUUGCCCAAAUUAUCAAGGAUGACUUCCUUCAACAAAACGGUUACAGUAACUACGAUCGUUACUGUCCCUUCUUCAAGACUACAUGGAUGUUGCGUAACAUGAUUGGUUUCUACGACUUUGCUACACAUGCUGUUGAAUCAUCAAACAACCAAAUUACCUGGAACAAGAUCCGUGAAUCAAUGAGUGAUAUUAUUUACAAGUUGUCUUCCAUGAAGUUUGAAGACCCUGCUGACGAUGAAGAUGUUCUUGUUGAAAAGUAUAGUGCUCUCUACAAGGAAAUUGAAGCUAAAUUCAAUGAUCUUGAAGCUUAA